AUGCUGAAGUUCAAGGAUGGGAGCAGGCGUACAGUGACACUGACGCCCAAGUCCACAACCACUGUGGGCACCUGGAUCCUGUCGUCCACCACUGCCAGUGGCACAACACAGGCCUCCUACACCGAUCCCUCCACUGGCAAGACCACCAACUCCGUGGCCGAGGUCAUCGAGCCGGUCAUGUACACCUUCACCAAGGUCAUGACCUCCAGGACGCUCGUCUGGCAGGAGAUGCUGACCCCCGCUGAGGCCACCACCGUCUCCAAGAUCACCGGCGUAGGGAUGCUUCCCGGCGGCAGCAAGACGCCCCAGUGCAGUGCCGGCGCAGGCUCUGUGCAGGCUGAGACGCCAUGA
Molecule: messenger RNA, 351 nt
Organism: Auxenochlorella protothecoides
Lineage: Eukaryota; Viridiplantae; Chlorophyta; Trebouxiophyceae; Chlorellales; Chlorellaceae
Exons: 3
Coding region: 1-351 (116 amino acids)
Source: RefSeq, a predicted model, not a curated record